This is a messenger RNA of Desarmillaria tabescens, 746 nucleotides long. RefSeq lists its product as uncharacterized. The record is from RefSeq and is a predicted model, not a curated record. NCBI's taxonomy places the organism in Eukaryota, Fungi, Basidiomycota, Agaricomycetes, Agaricales, Physalacriaceae. The transcript has 3 exons. Bases 219 to 746 code for a protein of 175 amino acids.
CAUGCAUUCUGCUUGCCGUCUGCGUAUCCGAGUCCCUUUCACAAGAAGCCUCUCUAGAAUAAAUAGGUCCGAUAGUAUUCCUUCCGACUUCGACGCCCUUCUACAAGUCCACGAACGUAUAAUCGAUCGACUCGAGGCCUCGCACGAAGAACAGCUGCUCGAGUUUCAACGGCAGCUGAAAUCAAUGAGGGAUGAACGUUAACUGAAAUUGAUGAAGGAUGAAGCACGCGAACAAGAAUGAGAAUGGGAUAAGGAGCGACGCCGUUUCUCUGAUAUUGAGGCUGACAAUGUACAUCUUCUCUACCAAGUCGCCGAGCUACAAGGAACCCUCUCUGCCAAGACUUCAUUGGAUCCUGUAUCCAUAUCACACAGACGUCAUCGACUCCAUCUACCGACGACGCCUAGGACCCCUCUCUCCCAGCCCUCAAUCCGUUCUCUCUGCAAUCAUCAACGGCGCCCUCGACAAUUCAUUCCACACAUACGCCUCCUGCAGGAAGAACGCCAUCUCCCUCAUAGACCCCCUACUCCACCAAGCCGACGUUGACAAAGCCGGCCAUAGGCUCUACAAAUCCUGCUGCAAAAACCUCCCACUCACCGGGUUCUCAAAACAUAUAUUUCUGAAACAAAACAAUCUUUCUCCUCCAAAGGUCGCUGCGUUCUUUGCCCUCGCUCAGUUCUGUCGGGAGGCGAAGAUACGAGUGCUAUAUCUGUCAAGAGAUGAGGAUAGGCUGUUGGCCUCGAUUUAG